UCCCGCGGGCGGCGCGGAAGCGGCGGCGGCGCGGCCGGGGCAGCCAUGUCGCCAUUGUCUGCGGCGCGGGCGGCCCUGCGGGUCUACGCGGCAGGCGCCGCGGUGAUCCUGGCGCAGCUGCUGCGGCGCUGCCGCGGGGGCUUCGUGGAGCCAGUUUUUCCCCCACAACCUGACCGUGUCGCUAUAGUGACGGGAGGGACAGAUGGCAUCGGCUAUUGCACAGCGAAGCAUCUGGCAAGACUUGGCAUGCAUGUUAUCAUAGCUGGAAAUAAUGACAGCAAAGCCAAACAAGUUGUAAGCAAAAUAAAAGAAGAAACCUUGAACGACAAAGUGGAAUUUUUAUACUGUGACUUGGCUUCCAUGACGUCCAUCCGGCAGUUUGUGCAGAAGUUCAAGGUGAAGAAGAUUCCUCUCCAUGUCCUGAUCAACAAUGCUGGGGUGAUGAUGGUCCCUCAGAGGAAAACCAGAGAUGGAUUCGAAGAACAUUUCGGCCUGAACUACCUGGGGCACUUCCUGCUGACCAACCUUCUCCUGGAUACGCUGAGAGAGUCUGGGUCGCCUGGCCACUGUGCGAGGGUGGUCACCGUCUCCUCUGCCACCCAUUACGUUGCUGAGCUGAACAUGGACGACCUUCAGAGCAGUGCCUGCUACUCACCCCACACAGCCUACGCCCAGAGCAAGCUGGCCCUUGUCCUGUUCACCUAUCACCUCCAGCGGCUGCUGGCGGCUGAGGGAAGCCACGUGACUGCUAACGUGGUGGACCCCGGUGUGGUCAACACGGACCUCUACCAGCAUGUGUUCUGGGGCACCCGUCUGGUGAAGAAGCUUCUCGGCUGGUUGCUUUUCAAGACCCCUGAUGAAGGAGCGUGGACUUCCAUCUACGCAGUGGUCACCCCGGAGCUGGAAGGAAUUGGUGGCCGUUACCUAUACAACGAGAAAGAGACCAAGUCCCUCCACGUCACCUACAACCAGAAACUGCAGCAGCAGCUGUGGUCUAAGAGUUGUGAGAUGACUGGGGUCCUUGAUGUGACCCUGUGAUAUCCUGUCUCAGUUUAGCUGCUGCCCCAAGAAACACAUUGCACCUGCCAAUAGCUUGUGGGUCUGUGAAGACUGCGGUGUUUGAGUUUCUCACAGCCACCUGCCCAAAGGGCUCUGUCCACUAGUUUUGAGACAGCUGCCUCAACCUCUGCAGGACUUCAAGAAGCCAAAGAAACAUUUUGGAGGAUAAUCACCCCAGGUGGUCCUCAGCCAUAAACCUUGUGAUUCCAAAGUGCCCGAUUGUCACAGGUGCCAUAAAUAAUUACAUUUUCCAACAUAAA
Molecule: messenger RNA, 1319 nt
Organism: Pongo pygmaeus (Bornean orangutan)
Lineage: Eukaryota; Metazoa; Chordata; Mammalia; Primates; Hominidae
Gene: DHRSX
Product: dehydrogenase/reductase X-linked
Exons: 7
Coding region: 46-1038 (330 amino acids)
Biological process (GO): positive regulation of autophagy
Cellular component (GO): extracellular region
Molecular function (GO): oxidoreductase activity
Source: RefSeq, a predicted model, not a curated record